Cynara cardunculus var. scolymus (artichoke) is the source of this 1594-nucleotide messenger RNA. RefSeq lists its product as uncharacterized. The transcript is spliced from 4 exons. The record is from RefSeq and is a predicted model, not a curated record. Lineage: Eukaryota; Viridiplantae; Streptophyta; Magnoliopsida; Asterales; Asteraceae. The coding region runs from base 1 to 1410 and encodes 469 amino acids. Gene Ontology annotation, molecular function: acetylglucosaminyltransferase activity.
AUGAAGAUCUCUCACUUGUUCUUCAAAACCCAUCUCAAUACUCGACUCAUAAACCUCAUUUUUAUCUUCUCAUCUCUUGGUUUGAUACUAUAUCUCUUGUUUUCUUCGUUUUCGAUUCUGCCCAACACCAGAAUCUUGUUGCUGUCUGAUCGGUUUUCAUCUCCUACUUCCCUCGAUCACAUCGUUUUUGGGAUCGCAUCCAAUGCGAAAUCAUGGCCCAAAAGGAAAGAAUACGUUAAGAUGUGGUGGAAGCCUGAUAAAAUGCGAGGUUGUGCUUUUCUCGAUGUUCCCUUGGAGAAUAACACCGUCUCUUCCGACGUCUCCCUUCUCCCUCCGGUUUGUAUCUCCGAUGACACCUCCAGGUUCCGUUAUACAUGGCGCGGUGGUCUCCGGUCAGCCAUCCGUGUCGCCCGCGUCGUGUCGGAGACGGUCGCAUUAAACCAUUCAAACGUCAGAUGGUUUGUGUUUGGGGACGAUGAUACGGUGUUCUUCCCGGAAAAUCUGGUGAAGACGCUAUCGAAAUACGAUCAUGAUCUGAUGUAUUUCAUCGGGUCAAACUCAGAGAGUUUCAUACAGAACAGAUUCUUCUCGUUUUCAAUGGCGUUUGGCGGAGCUGGAUUUGCAAUCAGUUAUCCAUUGGCGAAAACGUUGGCGAAGGUGUUGGAUUCGUGCUUGGAGAGAUACCCGCAUUUGUACGGAAGCGAUGGAAGGAUUUCAUCGUGUUUGGCUGAACUUGGAAUUGGGAUUACCAGAGAAGCAGGUUUUCAUCAGAUGGAUAUGACCGGAAACCCGUUUGGAGUAUUGGCAGCGCAUCCGAUGACACCAUUGGUAUCUCUUCACCAUACUGAUUACAUGGACCCAAUUUUUCCGAAGAUGACAAAUAGAGACGCUAUGCGCCAUUUAUACAAAGCUGCGGAGUUAGAUCCUCAUAGGAUCUUACAACAGGCAGUUUGCUACGACCGUUGGUUUUCAUGGACGAUUUCAGUCUCAUGGGGCUAUGCAGUGGAAGUCUUUGGAAACCAUGUGCUAUUGCCCGAUGUGCUUCGUGUCCCUGCAACAUUCCGACCGUGGAAAAAAGGGAACUUGUUGAACACGUUAUUUAGUUUCGACAUGAGGGAACACAAUAAAGAUCCUUGUCGAAGACCCGUUGUGUUUCAUAUGAAUGAGACGAUCUCUGAGGGAGACCAUACCAUAAGCAUUUAUAAGUUAAUGGCACAAGAUAAUUGCACAUCCAAUCUCGGAUCUCCCAGACGAAUUGAAAUGAUCAAAGUGCGUUCUCAGAAAUUAAAUCUCGACCAGAAGCAGGCGCCUAGACGACAAUGUUGUGAUGUAUUGCCUUCUUCAAGACACGAAAAGUUGGAAAUCGGCAUUAGGCAAUGUCGGGAAGAUGAAUUGAUUCGUAUGCAAUGAUAACAUUCAUUCAACGAUAUUUAUGUUAGUGUGCGGUUACCUUGUAAAUAGCACACGGGUAAAUGAUGAUAUGAUCAGGUCACGCAACAUAGACUUAUAAGACACACAAAUCAAGAACAAAGAGUUCUGGAUACCAAGCAUGAAAAAGGGGUGUCGAUAAUCAGGACGAAUUGACGUUGCAUUG